Ogataea philodendri is the source of this 678-nucleotide messenger RNA. RefSeq lists its product as uncharacterized. Lineage: Eukaryota; Fungi; Ascomycota; Pichiomycetes; Pichiales; Pichiaceae. The transcript is spliced from 2 exons. The coding region runs from base 1 to 678 and encodes 225 amino acids. Gene Ontology annotation, molecular function: sedoheptulose-bisphosphatase activity. The record is from RefSeq and is a predicted model, not a curated record. Gene Ontology annotation, biological process: ribose phosphate biosynthetic process.
AUGGCGCCUACUGGUCCUACUCCAAGAUGUCAACACACCUCUUUCACGGACAUCGAUCUAACUGACUUUGGUGUCAAGCAGAUAGCGGCGACUGGUCGUGCACUUGUUGGGUCGGCUUCGACGAACUUGAUUGAUCCAAAAACAUUGAAAAUGGUGAUUUCUUCUCCUAGAACUAGAGCUUUGCACACACAAAAACUUCUUUUCGAGUCAGUUCCGUCCGAAGAACUGGAGCAUGUUAAUUUUGUUGUGGAUGAGAACAUUAGAGAAUGGGAUUACGGUGAGUAUGAAGGUUUGAGGACUGCCGAGAUCAAGGACCUUAGAGAAGAACGAGGACUCAGUCGUGACUGGGAGAUUUGGUCUGACGGUUGUGAAGGAGGAGAGGAUUACAAGCAGGUUACAGAAAGAGUGGAUGCCGUGAUUAGUAGAAUACGUGAUGUUCAUCGCGAAGCAUUUGAGAAGGGCGAAGAUUGUAACGUUGUGGUCAUAGGUCAUGGUCACAUUUUAAGAUGCUUUGCAGCUCGCUGGGUUGGAAGAGAAGUUAAUUGCAACCCACAAUUUUUGCUUGAUGCAGGUGGUGUCGGGGUUCUGAGCUACCAGCAUCACAAUAUUUCGGAACCAGCACUCUGCUUAGCAGGAGCGUUUGUGGUCCCCGCAGACGAGACAGGGGCUGACAUUUAA